Octopus sinensis (East Asian common octopus) is the source of this 4020-nucleotide messenger RNA. Its product is annotated as GATA zinc finger domain-containing protein 14-like. The coding region runs from base 213 to 3872 and encodes 1219 amino acids. The transcript has 3 exons. Gene Ontology annotation, cellular component: nucleus. Gene Ontology annotation, molecular function: RNA polymerase II cis-regulatory region sequence-specific DNA binding; DNA-binding transcription activator activity, RNA polymerase II-specific. The record is from RefSeq and is a predicted model, not a curated record. Gene Ontology annotation, biological process: regulation of transcription by RNA polymerase II. NCBI's taxonomy places the organism in Eukaryota, Metazoa, Mollusca, Cephalopoda, Octopoda, Octopodidae.
GAGGGUAUAUCUUUUAUAAGGUGUAGCUGAUUCACCAACAUUUCUUUUCUGUAUCUUGCACUGAAAAGAAAUAUAUUACUGUGAAGACGUUUGUAGAUACAACUGUCAGAAAAUAUUGAUACAAAUGAAAGGAAUAUCUUAAUUUGCCAACAAUGCAGUAACUCUUCAUUUUGUUCUCACAAAUUACAUUCCAUUUAAAUAGUUGCUAACUGAUGGAGCCUAUAGUUGUUUAUCGAAGCCCAGCUGAACCUUUUGAAUUUUCAAACCCACAGGCGGCAAAUGUUAACGAAAAUAGCCACAUUUUUAGGAGAGACUUGUCAUUCAAUCAGCAAAAUAAAGAAUUUCAUAUACAUUCACCAUAUCAAUCAGAAAUGUUUACAUCUCCAAACCACUAUGAUAUUAUGGGUCCUUUAUAUUUUAAUACAAAUAUGAUUCCAUACUCUCCUAUUUUAAAUUCGACUCAUAUACGGCGUUUACCGGACAGUAAUAUAAUUGAAUACUCUGCUAUGUCUAAUCCUUAUUAUAACGCGUGUCCUUCUUUUGUUCCUUUAAAUGAUAAUGAAAUAUAUAAUAAUGCCACGGAAAGUACGAUAUACCAGAGCAAUAAACGCCAUCUGACAUUGCUUUCCCCCGUUCAUUAUAAUGGUACUGUAAAACGACCACGCAUGAUUCAACCAAACAAAGUUUCAGAAACACGGCCCAUACAUUUCUGGAGGCCAUUUUUGAAUGAAGAAUCACCGGAUUGCGUGCCCAGAAGAAGCGAUAGCAAUAACACUGAUGACAAACAACGAAAUAACAAGAAACUAUAUUCAAAUGAUAGUAAUUCUAAAGCCUGUUACGAAAUACCGGUGAACAACAAUAAGAACAACAAUAAAAAUAAUGAUAACAACAAAUGUGAAAAUUUAAGUCAUAGGACUAUCCAUAAUACAUCUCCAACGUAUUUAAGACAAACGAAUGAGGCAAAAAGUAAACAUAGUGAAAGUAAUAAUAAAAAGAAAGAGGAGAGAAUGUUAACAAUGGCGAAAACAAUUGAUUUACUUCGAGAAGCAAGAACUGAGUGUGAUACCGAAGAACCAGUAAAUUUAAUCGUUCCCAAUAUUCGAAAUUGCGAAGAGGAACUGUUGAAAGAGAACAAUUAUGUGGAAGAUUAUUGUACUAAUUGUAAAAUAUGUAAUUUUCAUGAGAGACCCCACUCAAAUUCUAGGCCGGUUAGUUUGUUAUCGACCACACGACAAAAUGAAGGAAACGAAUCUUUAUCUUGCGCGUCUGAUGGCAACAUAACACGGAAAUCUCCGAGUAUCUCUGAUUUACCUACAAAUAUCAAUCGCUGGCAACAGAGAAUGAAGGAAGCAAAUAUGUCCCCAUCCAAUGGAACUGAUAAUAUGUAUAAAAGUUUUGCAAACGACACUCCAGAUAGUAGUUUGCAAUCAGCACUGGGCAAGAAUAUGUUUGACGGCAUGCAUUACCCACCAUCAAAUUAUUCUUGGAGCAAUAAAGUUAGGACUUCUAAUGAAUAUCCUUCGUCCAGAGCUGUCGAUUCUGGUGCAUACACAGACCAUGAAAAUGCCUUUAGAGUCUCCUUAAUGUACAAUGAACUACACCGUGGUCAUUCAGAAGCAUCAAAUAUGAAAGAAAAUGAAAAAAAUAUUCCAAAAUAUCAUUCACCAAAUUCCAGUUUUAAUUUCAACCAUUCAAGAAAUUUUAAUUUAGAAGCAAAAUCCAGUAAAUGUAAUAACUAUGAAAAAUUAAAAACUAGUGAUCCACCACUGUCACAAAAUGCAUAUAAGACCGUAGACUCCUAUUACGGUUCGUGUAAUUUCAUGAAAUAUAAAAUGAAUUAUUGGCAAAAUGGAAUGGAGGCACAUCCGAAUAAGCAUAUUGUCAAUUGCAACGAAAAUUGCCAUAAAGAAAGAUUAGAUAAAGUUCCAGAAUCAGCUAUAACUUUUUCGCAGAAGGGUUUGAGUCGACAUAUUCAUCGAGGUUUUCAUCCAGUUAAUGUAGACAGGUGUACAGAGGAACGCCAUGCGGUACAUUCGGCAGAAAACUGUCGCAGCGUAAACGAAAAUACUUCACUAAACGCCAUUGUAGAUAAUGCUGUGCACAAGCCAAAACCUACACAACCAAACCACCACCUGCAAGUAAAUCAGAAUUAUACAGGGACUGGAGAACUAAGAAAUACAGCAUCAGAAAUGCAUUCAAAAGAGGUAUAUUUUAAGUUGAUUCAUUCUUCAAUGAAUACAAACAAUGGAUGUUCAGAAAAAAAUAUUUCUGAACCUGAAAAUAUUAGCAUAACAGAGCUAAACAAACAUAUGUUAAAUCUGAAAAGCAAAGAAUAUAUACAUAACAAAACUACUUCCAGUAAUACUGAAAGUAUUCCAGUGUCUGUUAUGCAUAAGGCACUGGAAGAAAACACUAAUGACAUGACUCCGGAUGGUGGUCCAAAACAAUCCAAUUCAAUUGAAAUUAUUCAGAAUACUGUUUUACAAACAGCAACAAUUCGGAAUGCUCCACUUCUAAUGCUUCCUAAUAAGGGAUGUGUACCAGAGGUUAACAAAAGAACAAAUGUUACGGAUGAUUUCACAACAAAUGAAGGUACAACAAACAUUAUAAACAGAGAACAAGCCACAAAAGAAGUCACUAUGGCAUUGGACUCGUGUGGGUAUAGUAAAGAUGUAGAAGAGGAGGAAACAUAUCAAACAACACUCCAUGAUACGCAAACUAACGCAACAGAAACUACUUAUUUGAGUAACACUGGCAAACAAACAGCUAAGGAAACGAUGUCGGACUCACAAACAAACUUUCCAAAUACGAAAAAUUCUGAAAAUUCAUCUUUACAAUGUGUUUAUUGUGAUGAAAUAUUCCCAACAACGAAAUUAUUGAAGGAACAUUUGAAGUCUCACCCAGCCAAUUCUCCUUAUUUAUGCCCACAUUGUGAUUUAAAAUUUUCAUCCAAACCAAGGUAUUUGCGACAUGCUCUAUUACACACUAAAGAAAAACCUUAUACCUGUGAAGAAUGCCAAAAAUGUUUUACAACAGUCACUGCCUUCCAUAGACAUCUUCAUGCAAAAAGGCAUUCUGGCAAUAAUUUAUCAACUUGUAAGCAGUGUGGUCUGUCUUUCAUUGAUGAUGUAUAUAUGAGCUUGCACUUUAAAACCCAUACAGGUGAGCAUCCAUUCCAAUGCGACAUAUGUGGCAAUAUAUUUGCAUGCAAGAACAACUUGAAAAAUCAUAUCAUGACCCAUACAGGCGAGAAACCGUUCCAAUGUGUUCAUUGUGCUAAAAGAUUCGUUACCAAUUUUUCUUUAAAAGUUCACAUCAGGACACACACAAAAGACUAUCCAUAUAGCUGUAAGAUCUGUAAGAAAAAAUUCCUGUGCAGUUCCAACAUGACUAGUCAUGUGAGAACUCAUACAGGUGAAAAGAGACAUCAGUGCUAUAAGUGCGGCAAGUUUUUUUCCAGUCUGUCUGGUAUUCAAGGACACCAACGGACUCACACUGGGGAAUGUCCUUAUAGUUGUAAUAUCUGCAAUAAGUCCUUCGCUAGUAAGUUUUCUUUGCGAAUCCAUAAACGAACUCAUUCUGGCGAAAACCCACAUCGAUGCAGUUACUGUAAUAAGACAUUUUCAAAUAGUUCAAAUAUGCGCCGGCAUCUUCGAAUUCACACGGGCGAACGACCAUAUAGUUGUACAUACUGUUCGAAAGCCUUUUGUAGCAGUACAUACCUGAAAUCUCAUAUUCGAACGCAUACAGGUGAAAAACCUUAUAAAUGUAAAUAUUGUGGUAAAGAGUUCUCCAAUACUCUGUGUUUCAAACAGCACGUUAAUAAUCACGAAAAGAACUCCUCAUGUCCUUUACCAACGGGAAAAAAAUAAUUUUACUAAUUUGAAGUUAAAAUUCUAUUUCAAUAUUUUUUUCUUACCUUAUUAUUUAAAAAUUGGUUUCCAAGCUCGUGAAUUUGUUCGAAAUAAUACAAUAAAGUAAUCAAAACCAAAUGCAACAAGACCAUGAAACGCAACUGAA